GGAAACAUGUCAAGUUUAGUUUCUUUUUAGCAUUUCAUUUAUUAAAACAACACAGAACAAUAUAACUGUAGUAUUACGUCAGCUUGUCCCUGUUUGCUUUAGCAGUAGUGUCUUUUUUCGAGUUUGGAGAAUAGCUAGAAAAGCUUUGACAGAUCAUUAAUAAUGUCUAAAGCUGCAGUUCCUCUGCGAAUUCUCUGUAUUCACGGUUAUCGACAGAAUGGGAACUCUUUUAGAGGGAAGACAGGAGCAUUGCGCAAAUUAUUAAAGAAACAAGUGGAGCUGGUGUAUAUUAGUGCACCACACCAAGUUCCUGCAAUUCAAAACGAAACCAAUCAGGGGCCUGAGAAGACGGCCGGUGGUGGUGAUGAGGACCAGAGGGGCUGGUGGUUCUCUGAUGUCCAGGCACGAAGUUUCAACGCUCAGCAGGAGUGUGAGAGCAGCCUGGGUCUGGAAGAGAGUAUAGAGACUGUGAAAACUGCAGUGAAGGAACUUGGCCCCUUCGAUGGCAUCCUGGGCUUUAGUCAAGGUGCCGCCCUGGUGGCUAUGCUGUGUGCCCUGCAAGAACAAAAACUAGAGGCUGAUUUUAAUUUCCGCUUUGCCAUCCUGGUCGCCGGAUUCCGCAGCGUCUGUUCCCAGCAUCGUCGGUUUUACGAAGGGCCGGCGAUAACAAUCCCCUCUCUGCAUGUGUUUGGACAGGAUGACCAUGUAAUUCCAGAGGAGAUGAGCCGAGAUCUGCUGCCAGCGUUUGAUGGAGCUCAAAUCCUCAUUCAUCUUGGUGGACACUUUGUUCCAGCGGCAUCUUCACACAGGCAGACAUACCAAGACUUCCUCAAGAAGUUUGAGUGAGAGGAUAAAAGAGUAUCUCAGAUUUCCUGGAAUAAGUCAGGUCUACAUUAAAUGUAAAUCUUGAAAAAUAGCUACAUUAUGAAAGCCUUGGAAACUGAACGGUCAAUAAUAAUAUGUUUUACACUGUUC
Molecule: messenger RNA, 975 nt
Organism: Sinocyclocheilus rhinocerous
Lineage: Eukaryota; Metazoa; Chordata; Actinopteri; Cypriniformes; Cyprinidae
Product: ovarian cancer-associated gene 2 protein homolog
Exons: 2
Coding region: 163-846 (227 amino acids)
Biological process (GO): response to retinoic acid
Cellular component (GO): cytoplasm; nucleus
Molecular function (GO): hydrolase activity
Source: RefSeq, a predicted model, not a curated record